UUAUAUUCAUGGUUCUAUUUUAAAAAUCUCGCGAGAUUCAAUGAGAUUACAGUUCAGCCAACAUGUCGGACGAUUGGGACGCAGAAGAUUUCGAACCUCCGAGUUUCAACCCCAAAGCCGUUGUCUCUGACAAAUGGGAAGGGGAAGAUGAAGAAGAGGACGUCAAAGAUAACUGGGAAGACAGUGAGGAGGAGAAAGAGAAAAAGGAAAAUGAAGACGCAGCGUCACAAGGUUCAGCUUAUCAGCGGCCUAAGAAGAAACCACUUGCAGAAAGAAUAGCUGAGAAGGAAGCUCAACGUGUGCAGCAGUUGCAAGAGGAGAAGGAACGAAAUAGAGAACCAACUGCUGAAGAACUACUGAAUGAAAAAAUCCGAUUAAGGAAGGUUCAAGAAGCAUCUGAUUUAAAAAAUGCACAAGAAAUAUUUGGUGUUACCAAGAAUGUAAAAACGAUAGAGUCCAUGUAUCCGGAAACAGAAGAAGAGUUUAAGCAGUUUAAAGAUGCAUUAAAGACAAAAAUUACAGAAUUUGAGGCCAGCAAAAUGUAUCCUGCUUUUAUAGAAACUUUGUUCCAAGAAUUAGCAAUAGGAUUACAACCAGAAGAUUUGAAGAAAGUAGGAACAGCUCUCACUGGUAUUUACCAUGAAAAGGAAAAACAACGGAAGGAAGCUGAGAGGAAGAAAAAGAAGAAGCAGAAAGCCAUUGUGAAAGUGGAGAGGAAAGGUGAUCUAGACUUGAUAGGAGGUGUUGGGGAAUAUGACUAUGACGACGGAGAAGAUUUUAUGUAGUGCUUGCUACAGCCUUUGUGGAUCUGUACAUACGGAGGAAAUUGUUGCUGAUAAUUACAAGCAUUGUGCCUCAUGGACAGCUCUGCCACAGCCCAAUCAGUGUACCACCACACUUCCAAGUAAAGAAACCUAAUGUCAUGUAUUUCAAGAACAGGGCUAGAAGUCAUCAGUACAGAAUCUGUUGCUUUUGUUCUCACUAUACUCAUAGUUAAACAUUCAUGCUCAGAUGCUUAUUAUUUGUCUUGGAGGCAUGAGAAGAAGCCAAAUUCUUGAAUAGCUAUAGCUAUUGUGACCAAAAAUUGAACAUGGACUGAAUGUUAUCAUCUAAAUCAUGCUCAUGUAGCAGUUCAAAAGUUUAUCCCCCUUCUGGGUUUGGUAGGAGUUCAUCAUUUUCCAAAUGACAUGAUCGCUAUCAUCUUUGACAGUGGAUGACACACCGGAUUUAUGAUUUGUGUCCAAACAAUGAAUUUUCUGUUUAUGAACAUUUUGUAAGAAACAUUUUCUGACCACAGUUAUUUGUUAUAGAAUGGAUGAUCAUACCAUAUGCUCCUUUGAUGGUUCUUUGGCAUACUUCUCCUUUCAUAUGCAUGAGGUAGCCUGUUACAAAUUUGAUAUUCUCAUGAUUAAAACUUGUUGUUUUAAUAAAACAAAAUUCCAAAACUGAUUGCAAUUUAUAAGAGAUGGUUUGUUUCAAUAGGGAUGAUGUAAUCGAGAUAGCUAUAUGUUGUGGGUGAUUGAAAUAAGAGGCUGAGCCCAUAUUCUUGUCACUUUGAACAUAUGUAUAUUACCUGCUGUAGACAGGCUUGCUGCUAUACAAAGCAUGACAAAUUUGGCACAUGGAAGUGAUUUGUUUAAUUGAAAUCAUACAUACAAGCUGUCUCUUGUUCUGGAAUUUGGAUUCAAUUUUUGAGAGUUCGUAGAAGAAAAAUAAAUCCAUUUGAUUGUGAUAUGUUCUAUCAUAUCUGCUGACCACUGGCAUAAUACACCACUGCCUGUUUCUGGCUGCGUAAACACUUGCUUGAUUCUUGUAGCUCAUGAUCUGAUGAGGAAUUUUAACUUGGAUUUUGUGAACUUAAAGUGCUUAUCUUUCCUGCCUACAUUUUUAAUUACACUAUUCUGAAUGAUUAAAAUUGACCUAUAAAUAUUUAUGAUGUAAAUAAAGUCUUUUGGUAGAAACUGA
Molecule: messenger RNA, 1965 nt
Organism: Haliotis rubra (blacklip abalone)
Lineage: Eukaryota; Metazoa; Mollusca; Gastropoda; Lepetellida; Haliotidae
Product: eukaryotic translation initiation factor 3 subunit J-like
Exons: 10
Coding region: 63-785 (240 amino acids)
Cellular component (GO): cytoplasm; eukaryotic translation initiation factor 3 complex
Molecular function (GO): translation initiation factor activity
Source: RefSeq, a predicted model, not a curated record